Messenger RNA from Hansenula ciferrii, 1848 nucleotides. RefSeq lists its product as uncharacterized. The record is from RefSeq and is a predicted model, not a curated record. The transcript has a single exon. Lineage: Eukaryota; Fungi; Ascomycota; Saccharomycetes; Phaffomycetales; Wickerhamomycetaceae. The coding region runs from base 1 to 1848 and encodes 615 amino acids.
AUGAGCACAUACGUGAAGUCAUCUUUCAAGAGCAGGAGUGAGAGAUCAGGACAAUCAAACCACACGAAUGAUGCAAACGCCAUACCCAACAUGCCCGUGAGUGCAGAUGAAGAUGAAGAUGAUGAAGAAAGCACUUUAUUGGUAUCACAAAAUAAUUCAAUCAGAUCAAACUUUACAGAAAAUAACUUAGAUAUGAAUUCACUAAAAAAUUCGUUUCAAAUAAAUGGUGAUUAUAUAUCUGAUAGUUAUGAGCCUAAUACACCAGAUGGCAAUAGUAUCAACUUUCAAACUUCAAAAAACAAUAACCCAAUAAGUGGACAACCCCCAAUUAUGCAAUAUGCUACUGAUAAUGACGAUCAUUCACUUUCAAAUGAAUUCAAUGAGCUGAGCUUUAACGAUCUCACGGAUGUUCCUAUUAUCUCUAAAUAUUCCACUCUCCCAUUGGACAAUUAUGAAGAAUUUGAGCCUACACUUGAGAAUACCACUUUACUGAAUUCACACUCAUAUAUUUCACAGCCUUUUGACACCAGCAUAAAACAAAGGUCUUUGAAUAAUGAUCCUCUUUCAUACCUUGUCUCCCAAGAGCAAAACAUUGAGACACAACUUCAGAAAAAUGUGGAUAGCCAUUAUGAUAUUUCCAAAAAAGGAUUGAGCUCUAAAAAAAUAAGGAGAAAUAUCUUGAAUUGUUUGGAUACCAAGAGGAAUGUGUAUGAUGCAAUUAUAGAAAUAUAUAAUGUUGAGCUCAACAGAAAAAAAUUAAUAUUGAAGGCAUUUAAAGGAUGGGAACAUAACAAAUUACUAUUAAAUCACAAGAUUGAAGAAAUUAGAACUAGUGAAUCUGGUAAAGGAUUAAGGCUAAAUCAGCUAUUGGAUGAAUCUAGAUCUGUUGAUAAUGAGAUGCAACAGCUUGAAAAUAGAUUACUUCAGCUAAAAGACAAAAAGAAGGUCUUGAAAAAUGAAAUUACACAAUCACAGAGCAUCAUAGAAAGCCGUGCUUCAUCAUAUAUUGAAACCUUGCAAGAUUUACAAAAGGAAGAAAAUGAUGCAAUAGUCGCAAUAUCAAAGGAAAAGACAAUAGAAAGCGGAUUGUCAAACAUGAUUGAGAAUGAUGAUUUUACGAAUCAAUCUAUUUUCAGCAUGAAGUACUAUCUGGGAAAAUUUGCACCAAAAUUACCUGAUGCUGGCAAAAUUUCGAUUGAUAGCUCACAGAUUAUUGAAGUGGUUGCCAGACAAUCUGAAUCUUUCAAAGAUCAUAUUGAUGAUUAUUCUAAGAAAAGGGAAAAUAUGAAUCAAGGUAGCAUUAUUUGGCAAGAUAUCACCAAUGACUUAAAUUUAUUGGAAGACAACAUAUCCAAUUUAUUGAAUCAACAAUCAAAAACCAAAGGUUUGUCUGUUGAAACGAGCUCUAAGGCUUUAGAGCUUUUAACAAAAUCAGUUGAUCACUUAACAGAAAGACGAAUUUCUUUGAAACAAAUGGAUCAUGUUUUACGUAAACUUGUUGAAAAUGAGAUCUCAAUUUUAAAGCAAGGCAUUCAUAUGAUAGAUCCUAAUGCUACCAGUCCAAAUACUUCAUCUAUGAGUGACCUAAAAGACCACACUGACGCCUCAAAUAAUCAUAAACUAGCACAUACUCUUGAUUCAUCCGGUUUUGACAAUAAAUCUAUACCUAAGAUUAAUGUUCCAGGAAAAGCUAUUGGUCAUUCAACAGUUGAUACAAUUCCUGCUAUAAGAUCUGGGAGCUUCUCUUCAACCCCAGGGUCAUUUAAAUCACAACUAAAAAGUGAGUUUUUGGGUCAAAAUCGUGCAGUUGGCUCAAAAUUGAAAGAUAAAGGAUCAAAAAAAGACUAA